UGACUCUGGGCGGUCGGGAGUGGAGGGUUCUAGAAGGCGUGACGUGGGGGUCGAAGCGGGCUUGGAGGCGGGUUCUCGUGGGCGGCGGCGGCGGCGGCCGCCACUACGGGACCUGGAAAUACACUAGCGACUGGGGUGGCGGACGCAGCCUUGUCUCGAAGGCCAUGGCGGCGCUCGGCCGGCCCUUCAGCGGCCUCCCUCUGAGAGGCAGCGCGGACUUCCUGCAGCCGCCGCCGGCCUUCGCGGGCCGGGCCUUCCCGCCAGGAGCCGCCGGCCCUGACCUGGCCCCGCGGCCGGGCUCCCGCGUUGCGCCCAGCAGCCCGAGCGGGAGAACAGCGCGCGGACGUGUUCCCAUUCACUGUAGAAAGAAACACAAGCGAUUGGCGGAGGAUGAUGAGUGUCCAAUAAGAAAGAAGAGACUGACUGAAGCUGAAUUCUGCUCAGUUGCUAAUGAAUGGGUUCUUGACACACACCAGGGUUUAGAAGGUCAUGGAGUAAACUCGUGUCCUAGUGGUCUUUCUGUACCCAAUAUGCUAGAUGCUAUCUGUGAAGAAAUGGAUCAAACGACUGCAGAACCACAGUGUGAAAUUGCCCGAAGGAGGCUUCAGGAGAUUGAGGACAGGUUCUCUGGGGUUGUGGACUGUAGACUGGUUAUCCUUUGCUUUAUGGCUAAUACCACUUUCGAGAUAAUUGACGAAGAUGAAGAGGUUGAAAGUGACAGAAAUGUUAGCCAUCUCCCAAGUCUUGUCCUUUCUGACACAAUGAAAACGGGUUUGAAGAGGGAAUUCGAUGAAGUCUUCACAAAGAAGAUGAUUGAGUCUAUGAGCCGUCCUUCUAUGGAACUUGUGCUCUGGAAACCUCUCCCUGAAAUCCUUUCUGAGAAGCCAAAGCCAUCAUCUAACCCUAAGAACUACAUGGGAGAGAGCCAAACGAAGCAUACAGCUGCCAUCACUGCCUUUCCACAGAGAACUGAAGUGUUACUGGAGCCUCGGCACACGGACACGCCACUUUACCAUAGUCUGGACACAGCUGCUAGCACAGAGGAAGAGAUGGAGCUCUAGAGACCAGCUCUGCGUCAGCUUGGCAAGUUAUAGAAGGCUCCUGUGUUCAGUAAUGAGCCUGCCUGUAUAGUAUAGGGACCUGAAAGUUUUAUGAAACGGGUGUAAUAUCUCCACCUGUGAUUUAGGGUGGGACUGUCAUUGUGGGUAGCCAUUUAUCGAAUUCAACUUUUUGCCAAGGAAGCUUAUCUCAAGGGAAAUACAGUUUUCUAUCAGGCUUAUCCAAGAAAUGUUACAGUCUCUUUAAAGACAACCAUAGACGCUGGAUGUGUUAUGGUGACUGAAAUCGUCUGUCACAUUGUUGAAGCCAUUCAUUCUUACGAUGCUUAUAAAGAGGAAUGCUCCUAAUUGCCACUGCACCCUGACAGCUGAGUCAUGUGUUGAGCUUCUUGUAGUGGUGACUGUACGCAUGGGGAGCGGGAGGGAGGGAAAAAAGCAGUAGUUUGAGUCUCUUGCGAAGGAAUUAAAGAGGCAAUGAAACGUGCUGGCAUCAUCAGGUCCGGGUAGCCAUUAUUACUCAAGCAGUAGCUCUUGGUCUGCUUUAAUGACUGAUAAGCUCAGUUGGUCAGUGAUGUUUACACCUCAGUUAACUAUAAGUAAUUGAUUAAAAGAGUGUGAGGUAACCCUUAUAAAUUGCCUGAGAGAGAGGUGUCUCUUCAUGAAUCCUGGGGACAUGCAGUGUCAGCUAAAUCCGGCAUUAUUCAUAGCUUCUAAAGUUUAAAAAGGGAAGGUUGUACUUGCAUCCACAAGUUGAGUUUUUUAAUGUUGGUUUUGAAAACAGUGAAUUAGCUGAGAAUAAAUAUCUUGGAGAUUUACUGAAAUAGCUCAUUGUGCAGUGCUUAAGCUAUUGUAUAGUAAGCCUAAAAGUUAAUGGAAGAUGGCCUCCUACCAGCAGGAAAUGUUCACCCUGUGAGUACUAGAACCAGGCUCAAGGUGUUCUUGGGAAAAACCAGGGUAAAAGUUUUUAAUUUCUCAGGAAGAGCUCUUCAGCAUGGCAGGGUAUGUAAUGAAGGCUUGGCAACUCCUUCAGCGCUGUAGAGCAGUCUGUGUGAGAUAGCUCUUCCACAGCAGAGCACCUCAGUUCAGUUGUCACUUUCUGGGUCUUCUCCCGUUGUAGUGGAAAAAGAGAAAAAGUUCGCGCCAAGUAGAGGGGAAUUUUUAGAAACUAGCUUCCAGGCAUUUUUGCAGCCCAUGCUGAAAUCCCUCCCGUGAUGGCAUCGGAGUACUGGUCUGUACAGUGGACUGUCUCCUCUUGCCUAUCGUUCUUGCUCUCUCUGUUUCUGUCUGGAUGUCAGGAAAAAGUUUAAUGUUUAAUAUUUAAACAAAAUGGUUAUGUCUACACAAUAAAAUUACUCAAGCUUCAAACUAGUAUUGAAACCAGUUGGAAACCAGCUUAUUGUUUCUUCAUCUCAGACUCAGAGGUGAAAGAAAACUGUCUUCUGUUGAAAUGUACAAGUGUUUAACUCAUGUCGUUUGAAAACUCCUGACUUGUUUAAUGAGACCAACUAGUAAAGUUUAUAGCCUUAAAGAAUUCUCUGUGCCAAGGAGUUUUAAUACAGUGUAGAAGCAUACGAGGACUGCCCAGAGUUUGGGGUUAGCCAGUGUGAGAAUGGGAGGAAGUGGCAGCUUUCCAAAGUGCAUAGAACACCAGGACUGCCUCUUACCAAAGGCCUCAAAUGAUGCUGAUGCAUUUGGUAACCACUGGAGAGAAGAGGUGGCUUUUAAUGAAGAACAGAGCUUUUCAGGAGUCCUUAUCUGACAUGACCUUUAUUUCUGCAGGAAAAUGAUGUUUCAUGCUCCUUUUUGGACUUAUCUUCUUGCACAUAUUUGUACAAAAGUCAUCCCUCUUCAUCCUUGUGGUGCUGACUCAUCUGACUCUCCACAGCCCUGAUGCCUCUGCAGUCUGUUUUCUUUUCUAGCAUAAGCCUUUUGCUUUGCCUUAAGGUUUUCCUAAAGGUUUAACAGGUCUUUCCGUCUUGUGUAGUUUUUGAAGCAUGGAUCAGACAUUGGCUCAGUAUGUUAAUGUGUGAAGGUCAGCAAUUCUCUAAAGCAGGUGAGCUUCAAUGAACAAAUGUGUUUCUCUGAGUUUGAGUUGGGUGUAUGUAUGGGGAGGUUUGUUUGGGGGGGCAUUCUUGGUUGGGUUUUUUGUUUUUUGUUCUUAAUAUGAAGAAUCCAGUUCUCAUAAUUUAAAUCAGUUAAACACUGCUCAUUCUUGAAAAGAUAAAAAUGUAAAAUGUAGAAACAAGUAGGACAGGACUUAGAAUAACUUCAGGGGGAACAUUAACUAGCAGGUCCAUAGUGACAAGAAUGGUACAGAACUAAGAACAUUCUGGAAGAUGGUGUCAAUUUUACUUUAAAAAUGAGAAUCUGUUUUUUCUGUGUUUUAUUAUCUCCAAUAAAAGUCAAGUGUUUUCAACUGUU
This is a messenger RNA of Mesocricetus auratus (golden hamster), 3479 nucleotides long. RefSeq names its product coiled-coil domain containing 117 (gene Ccdc117). NCBI's taxonomy places the organism in Eukaryota, Metazoa, Chordata, Mammalia, Rodentia, Cricetidae. The coding region runs from base 165 to 1061 and encodes 298 amino acids. The transcript is spliced from 6 exons. The record is from RefSeq and is a predicted model, not a curated record.